Molecule: messenger RNA, 615 nt
Organism: Drosophila serrata
Lineage: Eukaryota; Metazoa; Arthropoda; Insecta; Diptera; Drosophilidae
Source: RefSeq, a predicted model, not a curated record
UCUAACCAAACUCAGCUGUUUGGGCAAUUUUGUUAUGAAAUUUUCUAAAGUUUUGCUAUGAAAAUGCUGCGUUUACUGACAAAAACAAGACUAGUGAGGCAUUUGGUGCCAGCCACAGGCGCUACUCCGAUUUCUCCCCGCUUCUAUGCACAGAACCCUGAAACUGGCAGAAAAAACCCGGGGGAGGAGCCCAUCAGCAACGAGCCCAUCAAGUUCUUCGGCAGCCAGGCGGCCACAUGGCGUGCCAAGGACACACGGAGCGGUGGCAGCGAUGAGUCGCUGUGGUACCAGCCCUACGUGAUUUCCGCCAGCUUGGCAGUCUUCCUCCUGUACUUCUGCUGGCUGCGCGAGGAGAGCGACAUCGACCAGCGACUGGAGGGAGAUCUGUACGAGCAUGUCAGUGGCCUGGAGGAGGUCCAGCUAACCGUCAACUACAAAUACAACAAGGAGCACGGUCUGGACACCAAGGAACAGGAGAAGAGGCUUGCGGAACUUGGCGUCGAUCUAAACCAGUUGAACGCCAAACUAGCAGCCCAAUAGUCAUAGAUUUGGUUAAUCGUACUUUUUGUUUUGUUAAGUGAUUAAAAUGGAAUGACUUUAGCUACUAAAAUGGAA